AUGCCGUCCUCCACUCCAAAAGACUACGUCUAUCAAAGUCUGGGCAAUCAAGACGUGUCUAUUCUCGACCAUGGCUUUACACCCGUCGAUUCUUUCAUGAUUCGUGUUAUCGUCCUCGAGCCAGCUGCAGACAAAGAUGCAGACCUACACUGCACCAUCGAACACUACGACGUCAGUAUCACGAGAUGGGACAGCCGCUACGAUGCCAUAUCCUACACAUGGGGUCCUGCCGUCUUUUCCCACACGUUGUAUGUUGGCAAGUCAAAGAUAUCCAUCACACCGACGUUGGACCAAGCUCUCCGACGCUUUCGAAAACCCGAUAUGAAGCGAAGGCUCUGGGCCGAUGCUGUGUGCAUCAACCAAAAAGACUCCAAGGAGCUAGGCCAGCAAGUUCAGCGCAUGGGCCAAAUCUAUCUCAAUGCCGGCGCAGUUCUGGUUUGGCUCGGCGAUGCUGAAAAGAUGGAUCAAUGCAUAAACUUCUUUUGGGGCCUCAGCAGCUCGGGGCACGAAGCCAGCACCACCAGCGAGCGAGCCGAUGAGAGUAUUCGCCAAGAGAUGGUGAGGUUCUUUGGACAUGAAGACUUUGCCACUAUACAGAGAUUCCUUCGUCUCAAGUGGUUUACGAGACGAUGGGUCAUCCAAGAGGCCGUCACCAAAGCUGCCCACUUCUAUUGCGGCAAUCUAGACAUCACUAGCCACGCCCUGCACCAUGCCCUCUUCAUCCUGAACAAGAGCACCUUCAACUUUGAUCGCCGCAUCCUGGAUCACAUGAGAUUCCUAGAACUGGCCGUCGAGACCUGGGAACACUCGACAGCCACGUACCCUAUGGGAAUCCUUGACCUUCUUGUUCGUUUCGGCGGUGUCUCAUGCACCGACGACAGGGACCGCAUUUACGCGUUCUUGGGCAUGGCUGACGAUGUCAAGUCGCCCUAUGCGAGCAUAGCUCCUAUUCAGAGAGACAAAAUGACGGGUUUAUUGAGUACCGAGAGGCGCAAGCAGCUCAGGCCCUCAAGAGAGUCCAUCCCAAUCGUCGUCGAUUACGAAGCCGACCCAAAGCACAUGUAUGCCGACUUUGCGGAGACAAUGUUGCAGCAUAAGGAACACCUAGACCUACUUCACUGCGCUGGGGCGUUUCGUCCACCUGUGGCUUCCAUGUUGAAGCUGUACCAAAGCUGGAUUCCAGACUUUAGAGUUCCCAUGCGCUAUCGGCCGUUUCUCUCGGUGCCCUGGUUUAGCGCUGGUGGUCCACCGCAAGGGCAGAAGCCGUUUGUCAACCACCCAUGGUGCUCUGUCAAUGGCUUCAUCUUUGACACGGUAUCAGUCGCAUACAAGAUCCCCGGCCUUGACACCGCCUACGCUCGGGAGCAGCGGGUCAUGCCUCCUCUCGCAGAGCUGUGCAAUGUUCUCGGCAUGUCUGGGCGCUACAUCACGAGUGAGAGGAUCUGGCAGGCUCUAGGCCUCACGUUCAUUGCGGACCAUGCGCUCAACGACAUCCUUCUGAGAGAGUACCAGCGUCGCGAUAGGUACAACGGAAAACUCAUGAAAAGAAAUGCCCGUGAGAGGGACAUGCACACCUUUCUAGACUGGUGGACCAAUCUUGAGGAUGAAGACCAAGCUGAGGAGUCAGAAGAUCAGCGUUCUACCAAACAUGAAAAGAUUCAACGCGUCGUCAAGAAGCAUCAAAAGUCCUUGCACAGAUCUUCAUGCACUGGCCUGUUCCUUAAGCCUGGAGCUACCGAAAAUGAAUGGGGCCCGACGAGCUAUGAGGUUCAAUCUCACUGGCACAGUCGGGUUGACGACGAAUUGGAACCGUAUUUUAUGGAGACAAUCUUGUCUCAUGUCGAGGAAACCAAAGAGAAGGAGAAGGAAACCAAGGUAGCGGGACUCAUCACGGACGGAAAUGAGGCCGAGAAGUCGGAACAGGCCUUGGUCCCGAAGAAGAAGGCAAAAACAGACCACGAGGCUUAUGAUCCUCGCGAAGAUGCACCGAUGGAUUGUGAAUGGCGUCACUACAAAGGGGGUAUCAUCUACUUGGAUCCUCACCGACACAACCAUGAGAGAUACACACAAGCAGCACACAACACGCUCUGCGGUCGGUCAUUCUUCAUCACCAGCAAGGGUUGGAUUGGUAUUGGACCUGAUGACAUGGCCCCUGGUGAUGCAGCAGCCAUAUUCUACGGUGCUAAAACGCCUUUCAUCCUUCGUUCUGAGGAGCAGUCAAAGUGGAGGCUGGUUGGAGACUCGUACAUACAUGGUAUCAUGGGCGGAGAGGCUCUGGGUAUGAGUGAUAGGGCUGCUGACCGGAAGUUUGUGUUGAUUUGA
This is a messenger RNA of Fusarium keratoplasticum, 2322 nucleotides long. RefSeq lists its product as uncharacterized. The record is from RefSeq and is a predicted model, not a curated record. The transcript has a single exon. NCBI's taxonomy places the organism in Eukaryota, Fungi, Ascomycota, Sordariomycetes, Hypocreales, Nectriaceae. Bases 1 to 2322 code for a protein of 773 amino acids.